This is a messenger RNA of Cherax quadricarinatus, 3154 nucleotides long. The record is from RefSeq and is a predicted model, not a curated record. Lineage: Eukaryota; Metazoa; Arthropoda; Malacostraca; Decapoda; Parastacidae.
AUGGGAUCAGAAAUAAGAGAGCUUAGGACACUGCCCUGUGGCACCCCUAGGUUAAUUCUUUCUCUGUCACAACAGGUUGCAGUUCAAGUGAAGGAUGCAGACUUGACACAGAAAAAUCCUGGCAAUGAUUCUGCAGUGUCUGUUGGGUCGAGUGAUGAAGAUGAGGCUAAUAUCUCCAAGUACUUUGACUAUUUAAAUGAUGAUGAUCCUGGGAGCGGUAGUGCUUCCAAGAGGAAGAAGAAGAAGAAGAGCCAAGGUAAGGAGAACCAAGGAAAUGAAAAUCAAGAAAAAGAAAAUCAAGAUGACAGAAAGGGAAAGGAAAAGCAGGAAAAUGACAAGUCAUCGGAGAGACCCAGUCGUAAGGGGGAGUACGAGAAGGACAUGCGUCAUAUUGAGCGUCAUCUCUCUAUGAAGAAGACGAUUCGUAAAAAAAUGAUGCGGGAUCUCCAGCAGGCCUUUGUUGAGGAUCCAGGAGAGUUUCAGCAGGACCCUAACCGCAUGACCCCAGAAAAGAAAAACAACAUAGAUAUCCGUAAUCUUACAUUCUCUAAGAGCAGGCUCUCAAAAUCGGAACAUAAUUUUCUUGAUAUGCUUAAAGACGAAUCACCAAAGGACAAGGACAAAAAAGAUCGUAAGGGAAUCCUAGGCUAUAGAGAUAUAAUGAAGAAUAACAAAAACAAAGAACCCAAUGAUGUAAUUAAAGAUGAUGACUCAGGCAAUGGUUCCCCCUCACGUGAAUCCCCAAAGAAGGCUCUCAGCAAGGAGGAUUUGAUAGAAACAAAGGACACACCAAAAGAUGAUAAGAAAAUAGGAUUCUGGAAGAAAUUAACUGGAAAGGGGAAAAUCAAGCGGUAAUAAGCUGAAUUUCCCUUCCACUGCCCCCUAAUAACAGACUGUGAUAACCCUCCUGUGCCUACUGCAUCAGCAGCUUCUACUUAUCCUAAGCACUUAUGUCUCCUGUUGGAUAGUUCUUGGGUUCACCAAUCAUAACUUAACCUCUAUUUUUUUAAAUGCUUAUGGUCUUAGUCAUUCUUCUUCAGUACUUUAUUGCUGAAUAUUUACUUUUUGUCUCUUUAGUCACUAUUUAGUUCAAUUCUUGUCUGCUUUUGUACUUUCAGCUCCAUCUUUGGGAUCUUCACCCACAGCUACACUCAGUACAGCAAGUUAGCCUUCAGACAAAGUGGAUCUUUGCUUUCUGACAUGUUCAUCUAAUUCUCUUCCACUAGUCUCUCUCUAUGUAUUCCAAAUUGCAACCUCCAAUUUCACCAUAUUAAAAUAAACCUCAUCUGUAAGUUUAUGUAAAAAUAUUGAUUCUGUACAUAUAUAUAUAUAGACAUAAAUGUCUUAGAGGAAAGGGUGACCCUAGAGUUCACAUAUAAUAAUUUAAGCUUGGAAUAAACAUUUCUCAGCUAAGUAUAUUUGUACACUUUUUCAUCAAGGUAAUAAUUUUGUUGUGAUCAUUUUAAGGCAAGAUUACCUGGCAUUUAUUUAACAUGUGCAGUUUUAUUGAUUUUUAGUUAUUGUUUUAUAAAUUAUAUAUUUUAACACUACUGAAUAUUAUAUGGUGUUUUAAAACACCUAUUCAACAUUUAUGAGUGAUUCAUAAGUUAUUAUGGGUUUUUAUGUUUGGUUAUAAGGUUCAAAUUUCUCUUUACUUGCACUACCUUCAUUAUUAAAUAUUGCUGUCCAGAGUUAUGAAUAUUACAGCUUUAAUUGUGUUUUAUAAGGUAUUACAUUAAGCCAAGGGGAUAAAAAUUUAUUAACUAUUUGUAAGAAAACUCUCAAAGUCAAAGUCAGAGGUGUGUCCAGGGCUAAAUUAAACCAGUACUGUAUUUUUAAUUGGGAGAAUUCCAUCAUCUAAUAAAAAUAAAACCAUAAAAUGGUUUUAACACUAAGAUAAUUAAAAUGUUCUAAAAACCAGGAUUCAAAUAGCAGAGUGAGUGUAUUAUGUUCCACGUAGAAGCAUGUCUCAACAUAGACCUACCUGACGGUACACAAAGCCAAAAAAAAUAUGUUAAACCUCUUGUUUUGGUACAGUGCCAAUAGUGGCUGCCUCAAUAAUUCUUUAGUUUGAUAGAUUCAUUAUGGCUGAUGAAAUUUUAAUGUAGCUGAUGCAUUAUGGUUGACAAAAUUGUUACACAAUGCAUUUUUGGACUCCUACUCAAUAACAUCUACAGUAAUGACAACAUAUACCAGUAUACACCAAGAGCCACCUCCUUGUGUUUUGUUAGAAUUCAUUAUAAGUGUAUUGAGUAGCCUUCCAUUAUUCAAAAAUGUUUAGAUCUGAAUCAGAAAAAAAAAAAAACAAUAUUGGGAAAACUUGAGUAAUCUUGUGUUAGAUCUAUAAAGGUACAGUGUAGGAUGUAGUUUUUCAAAUUCCAAUUCAACUUUUCAACAAUAAUAGGCAUAAUGUUUUGUACAACAAUCCAACUUAAAAUUAUACCAAACACUGACACUAUACAAGUGUUCUUUAGUGUUAGUGAAACAUACCAUGAUCAAGUUUUCUUUUCAAGAAAAAGAGAGAAAAAUAAUUGUGAAUUAGAAAAUGCAUGCUAAAUGUCAAACACAUUCAUUUAACUUUGUUCCUAAAUACACUGACAAGCCCUUUAACAAAUGCAGUGACACAAAAGUCAAUUGACACUCAAGGAAAACACUGCCUAAAAUCUAGUUCUAAACUAGCUCUGAUACUCAAUGUGUCCAUAAAAAAUACAAUGCUCCAAGUGAUUCAUAAGUUUAUCUCAGAGAGCUGUUAGUAUUGAUGGUGUAAUUCAGUAAUGAAUGUGAAUGAAGAACAGUAUCAUGAAUACCCUUCAAGGGGGAAAAAGUGCCUUCGUGCUGAAGGGUUCUUGAUCCAAGAAACAAACUAAACUCCACUCCCCUUACUUGGAUCAUACAUGGUUUCCCUUCAGUUCCCAAUGGGCUUAAUUUUUCUCUGUGGGUAUACAGAGUUGGCCCUCCCCUCCCCAUCUUUGCAAGAGAUGGGAAGAAAGGAAGGGGUUAUGAUCCAAGAGGUUAUUGUGAAUCUAAAAUCUGCAAAUACAAAAUUGUGUGAAUAUAAAUUUUGUUUCAGACUUGGUGUAAGAAUAAUAAUUAUAAUUUUUAUUUCUACAAGUACAUGAUACAACUAAUACAGACCCAUCUGACAUCACUGGUA